Molecule: messenger RNA, 1046 nt
Organism: Crotalus tigris (Tiger rattlesnake)
Lineage: Eukaryota; Metazoa; Chordata; Lepidosauria; Squamata; Viperidae
Product: killer cell lectin-like receptor subfamily B member 1B allele B
Exons: 6
Coding region: 34-735 (233 amino acids)
Source: RefSeq, a predicted model, not a curated record
CUCUUUCCGAUUAAACUAGUAGCUGGAGUAACAAUGAAGCAAGAAGAUACCUUCUACUUCAACUACCGGCCAAAGAGAAUGCAAAGGAGACUCAAACAAUCUCAGAUGCAAGAUUUCCUGCUGGAACAUCCUCGCUGUCAUUGCUUCCUGGUAGGAUCUGGAUGUACUAUAAUCCUCAUUCUUGUGGCAGCCCUCACAGGACUGGGGAUUUGGGCCUUGCAGCUCCAGAGAACCCCAGAUGUUCAGGAUAAAACCCCUGCAACUGAAACAGUCAGCAAUGUGUCAGCAGGAGAUAAGUGGAACAAGCUGCGGCGAUUUCUGUGUAAGCCCCAUUGUGACAAUUCCACAGGGAAUUUGAAGCUGUGUCCCAAAGACUGGGAGCUUCAUGAGAACAAGUGCUAUUGGAUCUCAAGGGGAAAGCAGACCUGGACUAAGAGUAGGGGUGACUGCAGAGCCCAAAAUUCUGAACUUGCAGUUUUGAAAGAGCAGGCAGAACUGAACUUCAUACAGGGUAUCAGCAACGGGGCACAACUGUUGUGGAUAGGACUCUUCGCAAAUUCCAGCACCCAUACGUGGUUGUGGGUGGACAAUUCCCCAUUUAAUAAUAAAGGGCUGCCGAUCAUAGCCGAGGCUCAAGGAAGCAGCUGUGCAAUGUUGAAGGGAUCUAAAAUCAUCUCGGAAUCUUGCAGUGCUGUGACCAAGUGGAUCUGUCAGACAGAAGCUCUGGUGAUCUAAAUCAUUGAAGAGAAAAACUAGAAAGGACUCUGGAAUUGUAAUUACACUGGUGAGGAAUCUAGGUAGUCUUCGACUUACAACAAUUCAUUUAGUGACCAUUCAGUUACAACUGAAAAAAGUGACUUAUGACCAUUUUUUACGCUUGUGACCACUGAAGCAUCCACAUGGUUAUGUGAUUUAUAUCCAGAAGCCUGUCAACUGAUUCACAUUUAUGGCGGUUGCAGUGUCCAGGGGUCACGUGAACACAUUUUGCGACCUUCUGAUGAGCAAAGUCAGUGGGGAAGCCAGGUUCAUAUCACAACCAUAUUACU